Molecule: messenger RNA, 3195 nt
Organism: Micropterus dolomieu (smallmouth bass)
Lineage: Eukaryota; Metazoa; Chordata; Actinopteri; Centrarchiformes; Centrarchidae
Gene: cep97
Product: centrosomal protein 97
Exons: 11
Coding region: 92-2536 (814 amino acids)
Molecular function (GO): protein binding
Source: RefSeq, a predicted model, not a curated record
CAAAGCAAAUAAGUAUUUAAAGAUAAAUAGCUAACUUAUGGGCCCAUUUUGGUAGCGUACCUUUUCUUUCUUUACUACAGCCUGGCUGGCAAUGGGAAACAAUGAGGAUUGUAGUCUUUUCAAGCCACAACAGACGCUACUCCGUAAUGUGCGGGACGGCCUGCUUGAACUACAUUUCCCAGAACCUCUUUGGUUUAGCCGUUUGACAAGCGACAUACGUUUCUUGUCUUUCAUACGAGGACCUGUGGUGGAUCUUUCAUCGCGGGGUAUGCAAAAGCUGGAUCCUAGUUUCACCUGCUCUGAGGACACUCACACUCUCAUCCUGGACCGUAACCACAUAAUGAAACUGGACCAUCUUGAAAGGAGCCCAGGCCUUCAGCAGCUAUCUGUAGCCAGUAACCGUCUGGUGAGAAUGAUGGGCGUGUCUCGCUUAACAGAGUUGAGAGUCCUCAAUCUUCCCAAUAACAGUAUUGGAUACAUCGAGGGGCUAAGAGAUCUAACACAUCUCAAAUGGCUCAACCUGUCUGGGAACAACAUUAAGGUCAUUGAGCAACUCAACAACUGUGUUUCCCUUCAACACCUGGAUCUAUCUGACAAUAACAUAUCUACUAUUGGUGAUCUGACUAAACUGGUGGCAUUAAAGACACUGUUACUCCACGGAAACAGCAUUACAACACUUCGUACUGUUCCCGCUCACCUACCUGCCCAUUUAUCUAUUCUCUCCCUGGCAGAAAACGAGAUAAGGGAUCUUAAUGAAAUGUCAUACUUGGCACCUCUCCAUGACCUGGAGCAGUUGUCCAUUAUGAGCAACCCUUGUGUUUUGGCAACCCCCUCGUUGCCAGGUUUUGAUUAUCGGCCAUAUAUCACGAGUUGGUGCCUGAGUCUAAAGGUCCUGGAUGGCUAUGUGGUGUCACAGAAAGAAGGUCUCAAAGCAGAGUGGCUCUACAGUCAGGGGAAAGGACGCUCAUAUCGACCAGGUCAGCAUGUUCAGCUGGUUCAGUACCUGGCCACUGUUUGCCCUCUGACGUCAUCACCAGCCCUGGAGACAGCAGAAGAUGCCAAACUGGAGAAGAUCCUCAGUAAGCAGAGGUUUCACCAGAGGCAGCUUUUAGAGGAGACCCGGGGAGGCUGUCCUAGUCCUCCUCGUCCAACUCAACUUGAUGUGGAGAGGCACAGUCCUUUACAUGCUGUCCCACAGGGGGGAGCCAGAGAGGCGAAGAAAGUCAGUGCUCCUGCACCAGCUGCUUCUCCAUCAGUCCGGGAGAUGGAGCCAAUUGUGCAGUUUAACACCUGGGUGAGCUGUGAUUCUUCCCACCCAUCACUGCCUGUAGUGCGCAGCCCAAGGCUCGUAGAUGAGCACAUCUAUUUGGAGGAUGCGCAGACAGAUGAGGACAAACUCAAUGGCAGCAUGCUGUCCUCAGAGUCCACCUUUAUCCCCUUCACCUCUGAUCUGGAGCCACAAACGACCCACUCUGACAGCGAGGAUGAGACCGAGACAUUUGAACCUGAUUCCCUGGCUCCAAAGCGGCCAGCACAGCCCAAAAAGCACAACACAAGCAAGACACAUCAUUCGCCCCCAGUGGAUAAGCAAGAGAGGGGUCAUGAGGAAAUUAUUAUUUCUGGUGCAGCCACAACAGCUGGAACAAUGAGGGUCAGAGUUAGCACACCACAAAAUGAUCUGGAAACAUCUUCUGACUCUGGUAGAGCAGAGAUGAAAGAAGCCCCCAAGCAGGAAGAAGUUGCUAUGUGUGCCAGUGAAUCAGGUUUGAUGGAAGCAGACAGGGCAGCGGUUAAAAUACAGUCAUGGUGGAGGGGACAGCACACUCGGUGUUGUCACCCCAUGGCCAGAGAAGUACGAAGUGAAAUCCGCCUACACAGGAUGCAAGAACACAUCCUCUUCCUGUCUGAAAAAUUCGACAGGAUGCAGCAGCAGUAUGAAGAAGAAAGGUUACAAAGGCUGGUUCAGGAGGAAGCUGUAAAGUUUCUCUGGAAACAGCUCCAGUCGAUGCAGCAGUGGAAACAGUCUGUGGAGCAGCAGCUGGCCUGUAUUGCUCAGCCCGUCGCCCCGGUCCAGAUCUCAGCUCCUGGACUAUGUGAGGCUGCCCUGCCUGUUGCAUCCAGCACGACGAACCCUCCCAGCACGACGAACCUUCCCAGCACCGACGUCUCCUUCCCUGACUCUGGCUUCCAGUCAACAAGUGAUCAACAGGCAGCGCAGGAGGACAGCUUCCUGAGCAGUGGGACCACAGACUCUAUGAAGACGGUGAGAGCACUAAGCCCUGUUCGUAGCGGCUUUGCUGGUGGUAGCAAUGGUGCGGACAGCGCAGACUGCAGCCUGCUGGAGCAGUACCUCUCCUCUGUACAGCAGCGGGAGGAGGAGGCUGAGGAGGUUGUCAGUGAUAGAACAGAAACGCCACUGCUCUCCUCACCAAUAUCCCUCAGCAAAUCAGCACAGUCAAAUUCCCCUCCGCAGAACGCAGCAGAUAACCAAUCAGAAGUGCAAAGAACAGAGGAAACCAUUCCUGGCCCUGUCUGAGAGUCACCUGAGAGACCCCUGUACAGAACUACUGAGUGUAAACUGGCACUGACUAUAGGAUCAAUCUGCACUGCUUCCUCUUGAGACUUUUGGUAUGUCUGACUACUGCACUCUUAUUGAUUACUGACCCAGAUCUCAAAUGGCUGUGCACUUACCUUAGUUUAUCAAGACUAAACCCAGGACGGGCUUAAAAACAAUACCUUACUGUGAAUGUAACAAGAUUUUUUAUACUUCCACUACUUGGAUCUGUUCUGUUAUUUAAUGGACAUUUUCUGCCCAGUGUAAAGACGAUGAUUGUGAUGUAGCUUCAGAAGGUAUUGAUAGCAAGCAAUUGUUUUAUGAGGAAAUACAGUGAGUAGGUUGCUACCUCUACUGAUUAAAAGACCAGGCAUGAUAUAACCUGUUCUCUUCUAUAUCUAUCAGUAUCCACUGCACUGAAUAUAUGUGAUAAACUACAAGUAAUCCCAUUAGGAGUGUGUGUUUAACCAUAGUGAACUUGUAACCACAGACAUACUAUACAUGAAACAACAAGCAUACUAUCUAUUAUCACAUAGUAGUAAUAGCUCAAUUGUUUUGAUCAACUUUACAUUACCUGAAAAUGUUGUAGCAUCUUUAUCUUCUUAAAACAUGCAAAUAAAUCUGCAAUUAUUGUUUUCCAA